Molecule: messenger RNA, 963 nt
Organism: Bactrocera dorsalis (oriental fruit fly)
Lineage: Eukaryota; Metazoa; Arthropoda; Insecta; Diptera; Tephritidae
Product: trypsin alpha-3
Exons: 2
Coding region: 42-881 (279 amino acids)
Biological process (GO): proteolysis
Molecular function (GO): serine-type endopeptidase activity
Source: RefSeq, a predicted model, not a curated record
UCUUUUAACUACAGUUGGGUUAAAAGACGAAAGCAAGAGAAAUGGGCAGUCCUAAUAGGGUUAGUGUGGUAACACAGUUACUAGUUGGUUGUGGACUUUUGGUUUUGGUCACGUCUACAUCAACAACUCCAGCAACUACGGAGGUUUUAAAUAAAGUGUAUGUUGAGGACUUGGAACCAGUUGACGAUAUGCCCAGCUCCCGCAUUGUUGGCGGCCAAUACGCAAGCGACGGACAAUUUCCCCAUCAAAUAUCAUUAUAUAUACGCGGUGAUUUUACUUGCGGUGGUUCGAUCAUUAGUGCCAGUUACGUGGUGACGGCGGCGCAUUGUGUAACCAGUCAGCCUGGCAUCAAUUAUCCGGCUUCCUACUUCACGGUGCGCGCAGGUUCUUCGCAACUUUACACAGGCGGUGUAUACGUGAGUGUAGCCGAGACCAAAGUUCAUCCACAAUAUCGUUCUUACAUAUACGACAUUGCGCUCCUGCGUCUAAGUACGAAACUCUCCUUCAACAGUCGCAUUAGGGCAAUAUCGUUGGCUACUGUUGAGCCGCCCAAUAAUUCAGCUAUCACCAUCUCCGGUUUUGGCCGUGUGCGUACUAGUGGUGAAUUGCCGUCCCGUCUUAAAUACAAUACUUUGCGUAGCCUCACCUAUGGCAAUUAUAAACGUUUCAUUAGCGAUGUCGACCCGACGACGCUCUGCUUGUCGCACACUAUAGGUAAUGGUGCCUGCUAUGGUGACUCUGGUGGUCCGGCGGUCUACAAUGGAAAGUUGGUUGGUGUGAGCAACUAUAUUAUUAAUGGUUGUGGCUCCAAUUAUCCCGAUGGUUAUGCGAAGAUUCCAUCAUUCCGCAAUUGGGUGCGCCAAAACUCUGAUUUGCCAUGAGUUCAUGAGUUAACGAAAUCUAAAGAAUUGACUUACCGUUGUGACAUAUGCAAAGCAUAAUAAUAAUAAAAUAUUAAUUACA